Molecule: messenger RNA, 2790 nt
Organism: Aspergillus versicolor CBS 583.65
Lineage: Eukaryota; Fungi; Ascomycota; Eurotiomycetes; Eurotiales; Aspergillaceae
Product: putative ZIP family zinc transporter
Exons: 4
Coding region: 1-2511 (836 amino acids)
Biological process (GO): zinc ion transmembrane transport
Cellular component (GO): plasma membrane
Molecular function (GO): zinc ion transmembrane transporter activity
Source: RefSeq, a predicted model, not a curated record
AUGUCGAUUAAUAGGCGAGAGACGGGGCUGUUAGGCGGCGUCCGAAAUAACAUCAAAAGGACGGAUCAUAUUUGGCACUCUAAUCACAGUAGAACAGCUGAGGCCCGAAUUUUCCUAUGCCGGGAAGCUGCUAGCCUCUACGGUUUAAGACAAAGGGUCAGGAAAAAAGACGAUGGGCUAAAGGAAACAUACACAAUUGGAGGUGUACCCAUUCUUGAUCUAAGAGAAAUGAAUGGAAAGUCCCAUCCCUGGUUUUCUGGUCGCGCAAACAUUAACACUUUAGCAGGCACUUCGCCAGACCAUAUUUCGACUUCUUUCUCUUACAUAGCCCACAUCCUUGUCCUUGUUUCCAACUACUUGUCGCUGAGGCUUCCAGCCGAGUUAACUCUUCCACAUAAAAAUUAUCCGAUGCCAACUAUAUACACGCCCUCCGCGUCCUAUCUUCCAAGAGAGGCGCUUUCAGCAUCUUACCCGGACUAUUUUUCGCCGAGUCCAACGGUAUCCCGCGCCGCUGAUACACAUGUCUUUCUACCUCGGCCUCGGCCACUUCGGAUUGAGAUAUCACUUCCAAAGCUAGCCAAGGAGGAUCCUGGGGCUUAUGCUCUCUUCGUUGAAGGAGCUACACUACUAGCGUGGAAUGUGUCUUGGCUAUGUAGAAGCCAAGGUCUUAAUCUAGGGUCCGACUCUUGGGAAGAAGUUUGUGAUAUCGGGAAAAACCUAUGGCAGCUCCUCGUCGCGCCCCCCGGGCAGUCGUCGACACUUGUAAGAGCCCUUACGGCUCGCGAGAUUCAGACGAAACUCAAAUCUCCCAAAGAUUCCCCUAGAGCAACCAUUCAGCGAACGAAAUCAUUUCCCAUGCUUGGUCAUUAUUCGCAUGGCACUGCUCACUCCUUCCUAGGCGCAUCUGAGGGUGUUGAAUUUAUCCGGAACUGGAGACUACCUACUCCGACAAAAGUAGUUGAUAGGUUGAAAUCGACACUUCUCGGUGAGAUGGCCAGCGCGGAAUGGGAAUUGGUGGAGGAAAAAGAAUGGGACGACAUACCUCAAGAAUCUGCGCAGGCAGUUUCUCGCGCGCCUGCAGAUGGCUCACGGCUGAUGCGUGAUUCUCGAUCUAGCUUGGGAGACGCAACUUCCAUAGUGUCUAGGAUAAAUGCUUCCAGCACUCCCAUGAGCGGGUCGAGGGGGUCUCGAUUUAGCGUCCCCGCGCUUUCAGGGGUAUCAGAUGCUCUCCUCCAAGAGGAGCUUUCGCGACGAAACAUGUAUCGUGAUACGGGCGACGAUAAACCUACAUGCGGAUCAAUCAAACAGGGCACCUACAACACCCCACUCCAUGUAAUGGCACUAUUUCUCAUUCUAGUGUUGAGCACGCUGGCUUGUUCGUUUCCUAUCCUCGCUCGCCGAUUUCCGCGCCUGCCGAUACCCCGGCGGUUUCUCUUUAUAUCAAGGCAUUUUGGGACUGGAGUUCUGAUUGCCACGGCAUUUGUUCAUUUACUCCCGACAGCUUUUGUUUCCUUGACUGAUCCUUGUCUCCCUCGGUUUUGGAGCGAGAGCUAUCGCGCUAUGGCUGGCUUCGUCGCGAUGAUCUCGGUAUUUGGCGUCGUGUUGGUGGAAAUGUUUUUCGCGAUGAAGGGCGCAGGUCACGUCCAUGGGAGCGAGUAUGAUCAAUUAAUCGGCGAUAGUGUGGGUUUAAGUGGCGAUGAUCAGCCUGGCGACUCAGUUUAUUCGCGACUCGAGGCAAGUGAAUCAACAGACAACAUCCAUCUUUCCUCAAUGCAUGAGGAUCGGAUGCCCGCUUCAUCAGGAACGCACGAUAGUCGUCUAAGGAACUCGACAGAAAAUUUCGGUCCGGAGAGGUCUUCUAAUCAUCUAAAGGAGAGCACGUUUGGUGCUGUGGAGGACGGCGGUGACGAGAUUUCUUGUGCCGACACGAAUCGGCGUCCAACACAUUCUCGCCAUUACGUUUCCCAGUCUGCGACGUCUCAUACUGAUCCUAAAAUUUCCCUACAAAACCCUAAGCGUCAACUCUUGCAAUGUCUCCUCCUCGAGGCUGGUAUUCUUUUCCACAGUGUCUUCAUUGGGAUGGCUGUUAGUGUCGCUACGGGCACUUCGUUUGUUGUUCUCCUAGUGGCCAUCUGCUUUCAUCAAACAUUCGAGGGUUUCGCUCUCGGCUCUCGGAUUGCAUCGCUGAUUCCAGAUCUCUUUCCCCCCUCGUCAAUGAAGCCAUGGCUCAUGUCCAUCGCCUAUGGAACCACAACCCCUAUUGGUCAAGCCAUUGGGCUGGUUUUACAUAACUUCUAUGACCCAGCCAGCACUACAGGGCUUCUAAUGGUCGGGAUCACAAACGCAAUAAGCAGCGGACUGUUGCUCUUCGCCGGCUUGGUAGAACUUUUAGCCGAAGAUUUUCUCAGUGAAGAGAGUUAUGUGACUCUACAGGGUCGCCGACGCUUUGAGGCAUGUCUAGCGGUUGCAGCUGGUGCACUUCUAAUGGCAUUCGUGGGGGCAUUUGCUUAGGCCUUAUUGUAACUUGGGGGAGGGGGGGUUCAUAAUAUACCUUAUCCUUACAUUUUACGGUUUGCAUAGUAUAUAAUAUAUACACGGACACGCGCACACAUGCACAUAUAUAUAUAUAUAUAUUGCCCCCACCACUGCCCUCUUCCAUUCCGCAUUUAUAUGCGUUCUCCACGGAACACGGUUAACGAUUUUUAUUAUCGGAUUAUACUAUUGGCCAUGAAAAUACUAAUUAGCACCAGCCAUCCCCCUGUCAUACCACUUUAUAUGCCAGCAUACUCC